GCACUCUAAAGACAAGACUGGGAUCCCCGAAGGGCUGGUUCAUAUUAAAUCCAGAGUACCGAAGGACCUGAACGCCUGGACUGUUAGACGUCAGAUAGCUGGCCAUGGUGUUGGCCAUGGCAUCUCAGGAUGCUCAGAACUUCUUCCAGCCUCUGUCUUCCUGGAUAUCUCGGGCAUACGAAGCUCUCCAGCAAGCAGGAGGUGUGUUAUCUGCCUCGCUGGUUAACGUAAGCAGACAAGACUCUACAUUGAGUGACAAGCUAGACCAGGACUUAGAUGAUAUUCAGAUUCAGGAAACUUACUUUGAAGAUGAAGAACCAAGCAAUGAUCAGAGUCAAGAGGACACACAUUCCUUGUUUCUUGAAGUGGAUCACUUCUCCUGUUGUAAUAGUGAUUUGCAGGACUCUGCUCAAAGUUCAAGCCCUAGACUUAGCCAACAUGCAAAGGACUCACAGUCCGUAGUGCCCCAGUGGCCCAAUCAGACCCUUGAUGACCCAAAGCCACCUCAUGUGCUUUCUUCUAUUGCUGAGGAAGAAUAUCAACUUGAAAAGCAAAGAAGUGGCCUUCAACGUGGCUUUGAGAGCCAGCUCUCUGGUAUUUUAGAAAAUGUUAAUGGAGAAAAGCAAGUGAACAGCUUUGGAGACGAUGAAGAAACAUGCACAUCUUCUGACUCUGACGAGGAGGUGAUCAAACAAUUUGAAAUUUCUGUGUCCCGGUCCCAGAGUUUCCGUUCAGGAGCAUCUGAGAAAGGGAAGCAGACAGGAUCGGAACAGAAACCAAAAUUCCGCCACUUGCUCUCCACCCGCGAAGAGGACGGCACCGAGGUGUCCGCUUGUGAAGACUUGGACGGAGCCAGCCACCUGAAUUAUUCUGAGAGCCUGUCUUACGGUGACGAUGACCCCAUCUCUGCCCACUCGCAGUCCCAUCGUGAGGUGCGAGAUACCAGGCACCAUGGCACAUCCCCCCAAAAGACCAGUGUGGUCCACAGCCUCAGUCGCCAGUCCACUGAGGGCAGCUUGGAGAUGGAGACGGCUUUUAAUAACCGUGGACUUGAAGACUCCUAUGCCACAGACAGCUCCUCCAUGUGGAGUCCAGAGGAGCAGGAUGGGACCAAUUUUCAGGUGCCAUCUGGGGUCCCAGAGCCCAUCUCAAAGUGUGGUGACAUGGAUGUCAUCUUUGAGUAUAGAGCUGCCAGCCAGAAGCUCACAGUGACCAUUGUGAGAGCACAGGGUCUCCCGGAUAAGGACCGGAGUGGCAUCAAUUCCUGGCAAGUUCACGUCGUGCUGCUGCCCAGUAAGAAACAGAGGGGCAGGACAAGCAUACAGAGGGGUCCCAACCCUGUCUUCAAGGAGAAGGUCACCUUCGCCAAACUGGAGCCCAGAGACAUGGCUGCCUGUGCCAUCCGCUUCCGCCUGUACGCUGCCCGCAAGAUGACCCGCGAGAGAAUGAUGGCAGAGAAGCUGUUCUAUCUCAGCCACCUGCGCCCGGAAGGGGAAAUGAAAGUGACCCUAGUUCUGGAGCCAAGAAGUAAUAUCAGUAGUGGAGAGUCUCCGCUCAGCCCAUCUGCCGUUUCGCACAGUGAUAGCGCUUCCUCCACGCAGUCGCUGUCUCAUGGAGGGGCGCCAGAGCUGCUGGUGGGGCUGUCCUACAAUGCGACAACGGGGCGAUUAUCUGUGGAAAUGAUCAAAGGCAGCCAUUUCCGAAACCUGGCUGUUAACAGAGCGCCUGAUACAUACGGAAAGCUCUUUCUCCUCAAUUCUGUGGGUCAAGAAAUGUCACGCUGCAAGACGUCCAUUCGCCGUGGCCAGCCCAAUCCUGUCUAUAAGGAGACCUUUGUCUUCCAGGUGGCCCUCUUUCAGCUCUCUGAUGUGACAUUGAUGAUUUCCGUUUAUAACAGGCGCACUAUGAAGCGCAAAGAGAUGAUUGGUUGGAUUGCGCUGGGCCAAAACAGCAGUGGGGAGGAGGAACAAGACCAUUGGGAGGAAAUGAAAGAGUCCAAAGGCCAGCAGGUCUGCAGAUGGCACACCUUGCUCGAAUCCUAGGUUUGCCAACAAGCAUUUCUAUGCUGCCUCUGCCCUGGUGGCCCUAGUUGUUGACCGCUAACACCUGCUUAGUGUAUGCUGGCAGGCUUUUUAAGACAGACUUUCACAGAGGGAUGGAUUCUACUAACCCCAAGGGCAGUUUAUGUAUCUGUGGGGGUGGGGGAAUCUUUGGGUUUCUCAAAGGUUUGAUUUGGAUUUAAGUAUUGCAAUUUUAAAAAAUCCUACGUAUACGGUGAACACUCUGGAAAAUGCUAUCCUAGUGGUGGGCAGCGAUGAUGAGUUAAUUUGUGUUAAUAGGUUAUUGAGCUUUGGUCCAGGCUAUGGAAUAAAGCUGCUUCUGCUCUCUCUGUUUGCUGGAAGAGUAACCUGAGAUUGCAAGGAAGCUGUUAAAUGUGACUAUGUAGAACCACUUAUGCGUAUGAAUCAGAAUUUUCUUAAUAUGGUGCAAAAAACUCCAAAAUACAGAAAUGAGUCAGACACUGAGGCUCAAAGAAGAAUGUAACUGUCCCCUAUAGUCCCCUAUUUCACCUUUUUCUCUUGAUCAAAAACCCCCUCAUUUAUUUACCUAACAAAUAAAUGUAAAACUUGCACUUAUAAAACAAAUUUGUAUUAAUACCUCUUUUUAGC
Hipposideros armiger (great roundleaf bat) is the source of this 2669-nucleotide messenger RNA. RefSeq names its product synaptotagmin 16 (gene SYT16). Bases 105 to 2042 code for a protein of 645 amino acids. Lineage: Eukaryota; Metazoa; Chordata; Mammalia; Chiroptera; Hipposideridae. The transcript has 7 exons. The record is from RefSeq and is a predicted model, not a curated record. Gene Ontology annotation, molecular function: phospholipid binding.